Messenger RNA from Trematomus bernacchii (emerald rockcod), 2726 nucleotides. It is a transcript of the gene ldlrad4b, whose product is annotated as low density lipoprotein receptor class A domain containing 4b. Gene Ontology annotation, cellular component: early endosome membrane; Golgi membrane. Gene Ontology annotation, biological process: negative regulation of transforming growth factor beta receptor signaling pathway. Gene Ontology annotation, molecular function: R-SMAD binding. The record is from RefSeq and is a predicted model, not a curated record. The coding region runs from base 314 to 1198 and encodes 294 amino acids. Lineage: Eukaryota; Metazoa; Chordata; Actinopteri; Perciformes; Nototheniidae. The transcript is spliced from 4 exons.
CUGUAGUAGAGGAAGGACAGCUGCUCUCGGCGGCGGAGGAAGGAACGGAAAACACUCUACAAUGCGUUAGCCCGUGGCAAUGGCAAUGGCCCGUCCCCAAAUCUCCUUCUAAUUCACUCUGUGUGCCGCUCAGAGUCAAACAUGGCGUGAGAAUAACCGUGGAAAAUAAGUGCGAAACUGUCGGGAGUUACUGUAGCGGCGGACUGCGCUGCCGCUGCCGGGAAGUUUUUUGUUGUUUUCCAGUCGUGGGGCCCCGACAGUGGCGGCGGCGGCGGCUCUCUCUCCGGAGUGGUGUCCCGGUCCGCCCAGCCCCAUGCAAAACCUAACGGCCCCUGGCGGCCCCGGCAACUCCAAUGUCACCUGCUCCUGCAACUGCACCGCUUCCCAGCCACAGGGAAUGGAGAUAUCUGAACUGGAGUUUGUUCAGAUCGUCAUCAUCAUCGUGGUGAUGACAGUGAUGGUGGUGGUGAUCAUCUGCCUGCUCAACCACUACAAGCUCUCCACCUGGUCCUUCAUCACGAGGCAGAGCCAGGCCCGGAGGCACGAGCACUCCCUGCAGCAGGAAGGGUGUCUGUGGCCUUCAGAAAGCAGCUCACGACAAGGGGCCUCAGAGGUGUUGUACGCCCCCCAGGCCAGGGACCGCUUCACCGCCCCCUCUUUCAUGCAGCGCGACCGCUUCAGUCGCUUCCAGCCCACCUACCCCUACCUGCAGCACCAGAUCGACCUGCCCCCCACCAUCUCGCUGUCAGACGGCGAGGAGCCCCCCCCCUACCAGGGGCCCUGCACCCUGCAGCUCCGGGACCCCGAGCAGCAGAUGGAGCUGAACCGCGAGUCGGUGAGGGCCCCCCCCAACCGGACCAUCUACGACAGUGACUUGAUCGACAUGGGAGGAGGGGGGAGCCUGGGAGGGGUGGGGGGAGUAGUGGGAGGAAUGGGAGGGGGCGGGCCCAGGCCCCCCAGCAGUAACUCGGGCAUCAGUGCGGCCAACUCCAGCAGCCACGGGCGCAUGGAGGGCCCCCCCCCGGCAUACAGCGAGGUGAUGGGCCACUACCCCGGCUCAGCGUUCUUUCUACACCAGCACAGCAAUAACCAGAGGGGGGGGGGGCCGGGGGGCCGGACCAUCCAGCAGCAGAGCCAAUCAGAAAGCACAAUAGUACCUGCCAAGGCCAAGGAUGGCCAACCAGAGGACCUGGUGUGAAGAAAAGGGCAGGGGGGCGGGGGGGCCACACACCCCGGACUGAACGCUGUCUGUCCUCUCCACCUGGUCCCUGGAAGCAGUGUCUCUGUCUCAUGUCCUCUCCACACUCCCACCAUGCACAAAGAAUCUCAGCCUGGGCUACAGAUCAGAGAGGAACUCCCUCUGUCCUUCACACAGAGCACUUGUGGCAGGAUGUAUGCACUGCGGAGACUUCCUGUCCUCUACAUGAGAAAACACUGCUAGCACCGAUGGGAACGAUAUGCUUUUUUGUCCCCUCAGGAGGCGGCGCUGUCCCUGGGAUCUGAGGGCGAUGUUUUCCUUUUUUUGUUUCUUUUUUCGGACCGGGAUCUGUGCACAAAGCGAGAAGUGAGAAUCAAGGACCUACAGAGAACACAACAAAACAAGAGACUUACAAACCCACGUCUUAGUGCCAAGGUUCAAGAGGAAGCAAAGCAAAGGGAGAAAAACAACUUGUUCUAACAUUCAACACACAAAAAGAAAAGUUAUCUAAAAGUUGCACUAUCUUUUGUUGUAAAGAGAAGAGGGAAAUGAUGCUAUGUUAUGAUAAUGAUGUGUUUGUUUUUAUGUUUGUUUUCUUCUUUUGUUGUCCUUUUCAUGAAUGGACUGACUGACUGUACUUUGCCUCCAAAGUUGUUUAAACAGUUGGGAGCAAAACAAGUAUUAUAAGCUUAUGUCCUUCCUUUUUUGAAAACAGCAAGAAAAGCUGGUACCCAGCCUACAAGGUGUGUGCUUCACCACAGUGAGACAGGACAGGUCUGUGGGGGGGGUCUGCCCUGUGACCAGCAGCUGGGCGGACCAAACCUUUCCUACUAGCUUGCUACACCAUAGGAGCUGCUCCAUGCUAAGCUGGUUUGAUAUCAAGAAAACCAAGUAUAAGAAUAUUCCAUAGCAAGAAAACAUAUCUUCUCUCCGUCCAGCCGCCUGGUCACAGCAGUUUCUUCACUUCUCACCUCUGAGCACCUGACACUGACUUUUUCCUGAUUCCUGCGUCCAUACCCCCCACCCUUAACCUUUCCUCCCCUCUCACCGCUCGUCUUUACAUGCACAGUUCAUUCUGCCAACAGCCAUACUGAACACGAACCCCGCCAAUGAAAACACAAAACAAAGUUCGGCUCUCCGUCUUCACGUUUCUACAGCCACAAAAACACAGGACGACACAAAAUGAAGACUCACAGCGAUCAGGUUUAAACGAAGAGUGUCUGUGGCCGAAGUCAAAGGGCUAUGGGAGGGUCCUUUUUGUAAUAGAAAACCUUUUUGAAAAAUGAGCCUUUUACUCUGCUCAAUGUUGCCUUCUCCUCUGCUCUUGCGCUUUCUGUCUCUUUAUCUUGUUUGCUUUCAACACCAAUGCCCCCCCCCCCCUCUAACCCCACAGUGUCUCUGCUAAACACUGCUCAUCAUCCAACCCUCCAUCUGUGUUCAAAUGAUGCAGAGCCUGCCAAGCCCUUUAAAGGUGUGUGUGUGUGUGUGUGUGUGUGUGUGUGUGUGUGUGUGUGUGUGUGUGUGUGUG